AGGCAACAGCCUGGCCCCUAACAGUCGCUCCUAGACUUGGGAAGAUGUUGCUGGCGGACUCUCCGCCGAGCUUAUUGAUCUUCUUUUAGCUCCGCCGGCAUUUUCGUCCACCCGCAGAUACCCCUCGCCGCGGCCGCGGCCGCCCGCGGGGCAGCCGCAAUAAAAUACCAUCCGCCCAACGAGUUAGAAAACUGGAGGAAUCGGUCAUGAAGGCCGAGGCGGCGGCCUCACAAGCACGUGAAGACCUUCUGGCUAUGAAGGACAGAGAGGCACGCCGCAUCCGCAAGGAGCACACCCGCCUCAUCCUCCGCAAGGAGAAGCUGGCUCGCGCGGGAGCCCUGCUGAGUGACAUCGGAGAUGCCGUACCGCAUUCUGUUAUCUCCCUUGACGACCGUCCCGGCAUUAUGAGCCGAGAGGGACACGAAGCGUCGAUGGACAACGUCGCCCAAGUCUCGAGCAACAACCUGUUCCUGGAAGCGCGGAGGACCCUCAAGGCCGUCGACGAUUUAUCAGACGUCGACAAGCUCAGAUGGCGUCACGAGGUCUUCCAUCACACUCCCAAAAACGCCUGGAUCAUGAAUGGGAUUGCCAGCAGAUUGGAAGAGUUUGCUCAGAAAGACAAGACCCGCAGUUCAAGGCCACAUAUGGUGAACUUUUUGUCCAUAAGUCAUGCCCGGAGAACACUCUUACUCAAAUCCACAAUACAAUUGGGCGAGCUCGAACAAUUUGCUCGGCGCCCUUACGGCUUUGUUUUGCUGUAUGAGCAGACGCUGGUUGACAAGGAGAUUUCUGGAGAAUUGCUACGAGCAUUUCAAGAACCAAGCGAAAUUCCUGCACCCAAGGCUGCCACAACCAAACCCGAGUCGGAGGUCACUGCUCCCAAGUCUGCCACAAAGCGCAAGCUCGACGAACUUACCGUCGAACCCGCGGCCACAAAGCCUAUCAAGGCGAAGAACAUCAUCGGGCCUCUGAAAGGAGUCGUCGCCAACAACUGGGCCUACGACACGUUGCUUUGGCUUUUCAAGGAUCAAAAGUGGCCAAACACAAAAGAGUUGGCGUUGAGAUUGAGAUCGAGACCUAUGGGGCAAUUGUUCGACGCCUACUUCGGCGCGACCUACGAUCCCAGCAGUAUGAUGUGGAUGCUUGGCAAAGAAGCUGUCAUCAAGAUCGGCGAAGUAGGACACUGCCCAAGUGCUCUCAAAGGGUGUGACGAGGACAGCGGCUUGGGCAAACGCCCCUUUUUCUCGUACCUCUAUUCCCACACCACCGACCAUCGAGGACUCUUGCAACUCACCAACUUCAAUGCCACCCUGCUAGCGGGUGGGGUUCAGCGUUGGGAGAAUACGGUGUCUCAGCAAGAGACGGGCGCGUCCGACUUGAGCAUCUCUGACCUCCUGGUGGAGUUUGUCCAUAAUUCCAUCUCUCUUUUCGGGAAGCAAAUCUUCUUGGCUGUAGAUGGUGGUCUCUUGUCCCUACAGCCCGGCGGCAUGGUCGGCGAUAACCGCGCUCAAUGUGGAGCACCGAGGCAUCCAGUGAAUUUGUACCUUGCAGCCCUUGUCUGCAAGGUCGAUCAGCAUGCCCUUGAAGCCAUCUGCGAUUUCGGGGUCCGUGAUGAUGAUGUUGUUUGGAGAGAUUGGUGCGCCUUGAUCGCAUCUCGCAUCGAUUGUCGGGAUUCCGUUGGGCUUGGGCGGGUUAAGUUCGGAAAGAGGCAACUUGCUAUGCAGAUGUCGGUCGUUGGCGCCUACCCGCGGCGCCUACCACCGACCACUGCCCCGCCGACACUCGUCAUUCCGGAACCGGCCAACACCAUUCCCACCCUCAAACGCCUUGACAGUCUUGGCACGCUAGUUGGGUUGAGCUGGCCACAACACCGACUUGAAUAUAGAUUUGAUAGAUUGACUAGAUUUAACCGUUUUAAUCAACGCAAAUUAACCACAUCGCAUUUAAAGGUUCCUAACUUAAUAGCGUAUUCGAAAUACUAG
This is a messenger RNA of Neurospora tetraspora, 1982 nucleotides long. RefSeq lists its product as uncharacterized. The transcript has 11 exons. The record is from RefSeq and is a predicted model, not a curated record. The coding region runs from base 207 to 1982 and encodes 591 amino acids. NCBI's taxonomy places the organism in Eukaryota, Fungi, Ascomycota, Sordariomycetes, Sordariales, Sordariaceae.